UUAAAAACACUUGCGAUGGGCUGUGCGCUCAUUGACUCAGUCUAUAACCCAACGACUGUAUCGAAACAGACUGAAAUAUAUCACAAAGAGCUGCGGGAUCAGAGAUAAAAUCAGCCGCCGCAUCCCUGGAUCUGACAGACUGCCUGAUCAUCACUAAUGCUUGAGGACGUUGGAAAAAGGAACCAGUGGAGACACAAUGCCUAGGUCUUUCUUGGUGAAGAGCAAAAAAGCACACAGCUACCACCAGCCACGGUCUUUGGAGGAUGACUACAAAAGACUUGAUACAAUUUUAGCUGGUAUAUGUGCAGAAAGCAAAACAUCAGAUGAGUCGGAGUGCUGUACGGAUGGCUUGCCAAGCGACACGACUGGUGCUUGUUCACCGGAUUCUCACCUGGUGGACCCCGCUGAUCUUUCCUCCAAGUCUCCCCGCAGCUGUGGAGAAAGUUUGUGCGACCGCUCCUCGGAUUACGACGACUUCUGGCGACCUCCAUCACCAUCAGCAUCACCGGAGUCUGAAAAAUCCUUUUCACCCUCCGUUGAAGAAACACAGCCGUUCGCCAUCCCCUUCAGGCCUUACACGUGGAGCAGAUACUCAGGAUGUGAAAUCAGACAGCUGGUGCAGCACACCCUCAACCAUCACCACUCUCUGGAUGUGGAGCGGCCUUCUCCGCCAACCUAUUAUAAUGACCGUGUGAUCGAGCCCUCUCUUUUCACUGAGCGAGGAUCUGGGACAGGCAUUUACAGUUUUGGCUCAACUGCCACCCUGUUUGAGCGUGCCACUGUCUCUGGACUCGAUGACAGAAGCUUGCUGGGAAAAGGAGCUGAGGUGAAGGCCAGCUCUGAUGUGAUGCGUAGUCGUCUCCUGCUAAAUGGCGCCUACAAAUGUAUAAAAUGCAGCAAGGUGUUUUCGACACCACAUGGCUUGGAAGUUCACGUCCGGAGGUCUCAUAGUGGAACAAGACCUUUUGCUUGUGACAUCUGCGGGAAAACAUUCGGCCAUGCCGUCAGUCUGGAGCAACAUAGAGCAGUUCACUCACAGGAAAGAAGUUUUGAUUGUAAAAUCUGCGGGAAAAGUUUUAAGAGAUCGUCCACUCUGUCCACUCAUCUCCUGAUACACUCCGACACACGACCCUACCCGUGUCAGUAUUGCGGAAAAAGGUUCCAUCAGAAAUCCGAUAUGAAGAAACACACAUUCAUUCACACAGGGGAGAAGCCACACAAAUGUCAAGUGUGCGGGAAAGCUUUCAGUCAGAGCUCCAAUCUGAUCACACACAGUCGAAAACACACCGGAUUCAAACCGUUUGGAUGUGACCUCUGCGGCAAAGGAUUCCAGCGCAAGGUCGAUUUAAGAAGACACAAGGAAACACAACACGGACUGAAGUGAGGAAGCAUGCCUUCAUGGACCCAGGACUUUACUAAGCAAACACUAUAAAACAACCCAUUGGAACUUUAAGCAUGCAACGAAGGCUUCCUCAUUACACGUUAAAUCAGUGUUUUAGAGUAGGCGACCAUCUGAGUUUACAUCAGUUGUAUAGAGCUGUUUAUGCUUUGUGUGAGUUGCUUACGAGUCAGCAGCAGGCCAGCAGGUCUAGCAACUUUCAUGGUGAUGUUCCCCAUGCUGUCAUAGGAUAUCUCGACCCAGUCAAUAGCCCGCUGCAGAGACUUGCCAAGCAUCGUGUCUCAACCCAAAAUAUUAUCACCAAAAUAAUAUAACCGUCGCCAGAAAGGACACUGUAUCACCCAAAAUAUCAGCUGAAGGAGACAAAAAUGUAAAUCACCGCAUUUCAAAAGAAUGCCACUUUGUUUUCAACGCUGCAAAGGGACUGCUGGCAAAACAUGCACUACAAUAGACUGCGUGAUUUCCUCAAAUAAAGCAUUGUUUGUGUACUAGCUCGACUUAAUUGAUAUGGCAACUUGUCGGGCUCUUUCCAUUCAUUAGGUUUUUUUUUUUCUUCUUCUUGAGAAUAAUGAAACAAGUAUAUAAAUCUUCUUUUGCAUUGAGAUCUUUUUUGAAAUAGCCUAUAUUAA
Molecule: messenger RNA, 2028 nt
Organism: Xyrauchen texanus (razorback sucker)
Lineage: Eukaryota; Metazoa; Chordata; Actinopteri; Cypriniformes; Catostomidae
Product: zinc finger protein Gfi-1-like
Exons: 7
Coding region: 197-1384 (395 amino acids)
Cellular component (GO): nucleus
Source: RefSeq, a predicted model, not a curated record